CCAUGGUUUCGGGUCGUGAAAGAGUUCCAUCGGAUGCAAAGACCGCAUCGCGAUGGCGGGUCAGCGUUGUUUAAGCCGGGAGCAUACGUAGUCGUCCUUCCAUGUCUGAUUACCUUUUGCACCAAAUAGCAAUAUAUGCCUAAGCCUACCUCUUGGAGCACUUCUUUCUUAUCUAACUGAUACCAAUAACGAAGAUACCCAUCACACCUGCCUUUUCAUAAUGCCGCUCUACUACACUGACACCACUCCCACGAACGGCAUCCCGGAUAUGAACGGCGUACCCUCUGAUUCUCCUCCACAACCGAAAUCCGAUGACCUCUCGAACGCGAUAGCGAUAGUCGGCAUCAGCUGCAAGUUCGGCGGGUCCGCAUCCAAUCUCGAUGGUCUAUGGCACACAUUAUCCAGCGGCGAAAGCUGCUGGUCAGAAGUUCCCAAGAGCCGUUUCGACAUUAGCAAAACAUCGCAUCCUGAUCCUCUGCGGACAGAUAGUCUCCAUGUAAAGGGCGGCUACUUUAUUGAGGACGAUUUAACUGAGUUCGAUGCGCCAUUCUUCAACCUUACGGCGGAGGUUGCGAAGUCCAUGGACCCUCAGCUGAGACUGUUGUUAGAAGGAGUAUACAAUGCGACUGAGAGUGCGGGACUUCCCAUCGAGAAGCUUUCUGGUUCAAAUACCUCUGUAUACUCCGCGACCUUCGGCAGAGACUACACCGAGAUGAUGAUGAAAGAUGCGGACGCAAUGCCCACGUCUCUCGUCACAGGAAACGGCCCAGCAAUGUUCGCCAACCGAGUUUCACAUUUUUACAACCUGAUGGGACCCAGUGUUACUGUCGACACGGGAUGUUCAGGUGGUCUAGUAGCCCUGCACAUGGGUGUCAACAGCAUCCGGAAUCAGGAAUCAGAAGUCUCCAUCAUUGGAGCUUCCAAUGCGAUUUUGAACCAAGAUUUCUACAUCGCCAUUUCGAAUCUGGGUCUACUACACGAAGAUGGAAAAUGCUAUUCCAUGGAUCAUCGCUUCGGGGGUUAUGGCAGGGGCGAAGGCAUGGCGGUGCUGGUGCUGAAGAACUACUCCGCAGCGGUGAGAGACGGCGACCACAUCCACGCUUUGAUUCGCGAAUCGGCUGUCAACCAGGACGGUAGGACCGGGACGAUAACAUCUCCGUCUAUGGAUGCACAACAGCAGCUCAUCAAGCAAUGCUAUAGCCGGGCAGGAAUUGACCUCUCGUCGACAGGCUACGUCGAAGCCCACGGCACAGGAACCGGGGGUGACGCUAUUGAAGCCGAAGCCUUGGCAUUGACCUUCGGUAACUCAAGAGAGAAGUUUGACCCAAUCUGGGUCGGCUCUGUCAAGAGUAACAUCGGCCACACUGAACCUGUUAGUGGGCUAGCAGCAGUCAUCAAAGCAGCUCUCAUUUUACGCCAUAAGCAAAUACCGGCAAACCCUACCUUCGAGAAAGCCAAUCCGAACAUACCACUGGAGGAUUGGAAGCUUCAGGUACCGACAGCCCUGACGCCAUGGCCACAAGACAAGCCGCUCAGGAUAUCUGUCAACAACUUCGGUUAUGGUGGAACCAAUGCACAUGUCAUCCUCGAUGCACCCCCAAGCCCUAGCACACAACGUCGCUAUGCACUUCAGAAUGGCGACGGCGAGAUCGCCAAUGGACAUACGAGCACCGAUGGACACGCCAGCGCUAAUGGACAUGCCGACAUCAAAGGACACCCAAGUACCAACGGUCAUGCCCUUAGCAACGGCCAUGCGACCAAUGGCGUUGAUCAACCUUCCGACAGCUCUACCGAACCGUCAUCUCUGGUCUACAUGCUGAGCGCCAAAGAAGAGGCCGGUGCAGUCACACGAUGCAAAGACCUAGCAAAGUACAUCCGCAACACUCUCCAGGAAGGGAAUGCCCCAGCGCCCAACGACUUAGCCUACACGCUUUCGGAGCGCAGAUCGAGGUUCCCAUGGACCGUUGCCGUCAAGGCCCGCAGUCUAGAGCAACUGGCCGACGCCCUCGAAGACAGCCGCUUGAAGCCGACCCGCGCAUCUUCUGCGCCAGUCCGUAUAGGUUACGUCUUCAACGGUCAGGGUGCGCAAUGGUACGCUAUGGGCCGCGAGCUCAUGACCUCAUCUGAGGUGUUCAGCUCAUCCAUCGAUCAAGCGGAGACCCACUUGCGGGAGUUUGGUGCGCUUUGGUCGUUGAGAGAAGAGCUAUCGCGUGAUGCGAAGACGACAAAGGUCGGUGAGAUUGAGCUUAGCCAACCGCUCAGUGUCGUUGUUCAGCUCUGCUUGGUAGAUUUGCUGCGAUCGUGGAAUGUCGUUCCUUCAGGUGUUGUCAGUCACUCGAGUGGUGAGAUUGCGGCAGCAUACGCCGCAGGCGUUCUUUCGUUCAAGGAAGCUGUUGGUGUCGUAUAUCACCGUGGACGACUUGCCAAGAAGUACCAGAAGCUCACAAACCUAUCGGGCGGCAUGAUGGCUGUUGGUCUUGGUGCUGAGGAAGUCCGAGAGUACCUGACUGAUCUCUCUUCUGAUGGUAAGGUGGUAGUUGCUUGUGUCAACAGCCCAUCCAGUGUUACGAUCUCUGGUGAUAUGGAUGCCCUGGAAGAAGUCGCAGACCGUUUGGCAGAAGAUGAUGUCUUCGCACGGAAGCUGAAGGUCCCUCUCGCCUAUCACUCUCACCACAUGGAGCACAUGGCGGAGGAGUACCAGAGUUGCCUCGAGGAACUUCUAGGACCAAUCACAGAAGGCAAGCUCGACGUCCUCUUUGCAUCUCCAGUGACGGGUGACAUUGUCACUUCGCGUUCUACUUUUGAGGCCGCACACUGGGUACGCAAUCUCACUAGUCCCGUCUUGUUCUCGAACGCGUUGGAAGCGUUAGUCUUUGGGUCGACAAAGCCUGAGGGUGAAGCGCCAACACCGAAUCGCCGGGUCUCCAUCUUCCUGGAAAUUGGAGCGCACGACACCUUGUCAGGUCCCGUCAGACAAACGCUCGGCGAGACACGCAUGCCGUAUCUUUCUUGUCUGAAGCGGCCUUUGAAUGCGAUUGACACCGCGCAAGACGUCGUCUGUGCCCUCGUGGCGCGAGGCUACCCCGUCCAUCUCACUAUAGUAAACAAGCCCCAAUCCAACAUCUCACACCAUUCAAGGUAUAUACACGACCUUCCAGAAUAUCCUUGGAAUCAUCAGACUUCCUACAAGAUUGAGCCAAGGGCUUCCGAAGAGCACCGAUACAAGCGCUUCAAGCCCCAUGAGUUGCUCGGCAGGGUUAUUCCUGGAUCGAACCCUUUGACUCCGACCUGGCGCAACUUCCUUCGCACCAACGACAUUUCUUGGCUGGUUGACCACCAACUGGAGGGGAGCGUGGUUCUGCCAGGUGCAGGAUAUGUGUCAAUGGCUAUCGAAGCAAUGUGUCUUCUUAAGAGCAAGCCUGACCAGGAUGUACCCAAUUUGCACUAUCAUUUGAGAGAUGUAGACAUCAUCAACGCUCUGAUCAUACCACAAACGUCGAGCUUGUCAAACAGAGGAACAGAAAUUCAUUUCUCGCUCCGUCCUUGCAGCGACAAAGACCUCGACAACGCCGAUUGGUACGAUUUUGAGUUGUGGUCGGUCAGCGCCAAGCAUGCUUGGAUACAGCACUGCAAGGGCUGCAUCACAGCUAGACCAGACCACAGCGUGCAAUUAGUAGAGGAUGCCAGGGCUUCUCUUGGCUCUGUACUGUCUCACCAAAAGCACACCAAGGAGAUCGAGCCCGAGACCCUGUACCAAAGGUUGCGAGAUUCGGGCUUCCACCACGGACCAACAUUCCAGAACAUUGUUGGGAGUCGCGUUCUUCGUGAACGAUCGGAAACCGAGUUCUCUGUCGCUCCAGCGGCCUUUGAACGCGAACAGCAAUACAUAAUACACCCAACGACGCUGGACUCAAUCUUCCAAUGCUGUUAUGCGACCCUACCCGCCGCUCUCACGAAGGAUGCAAUGUUCAUCCCUCGCUCGAUCCAGAAGGUGAUCGUGGCGUCCCAGCUCGGUACGCAUGCGGACCAGCGGUUGCUCGCAAGCCUGGACUGCCUGUCGUCAGGCACCAAAGGUUCGACCUUCACUGGCUUAGUGUUUCCCACAGGAGAUGAUGCACACCAAACAGGAUCGUUCGAGAUGCAGAACUUUCGUCUCCAGCGGGUUACCCAGGCGGCCACGGGUGCGCAAGAUGCGAAGUCAGGGCAUCCUGCGAUCCAUUCCAAAAGCCGAUGGGAACUCGACAUCCACUAUGCUAUCCCGGAUGAUAUCAAGGACUUGAUGAGGAUUCCCCUAACCCAGUCUGAACUAGACUUUGCAAGGGAUGUCCGCGAGAUAUCUUACCACCAUAUUGCCAGAACUCUGGAGCAGCUGGGACCCAAGGCUGACGACCAAUGGACUUGGUAUCACAAGAGGUUCUACGAAUGGAUGAACUCCAUCAUCCUGACAGCGGACAAAGGUACCCUGAUGUCAGGGAGCGACGAAUGGUCCACGAGAGACAAAGCUUCUAUCGAGGAGCUCUGUAAUCGAGUGGCUCAAACCAACGCGUCCGGAGAGUUGGUCCAGCGCGUUGGAAGCCAUCUGUGUGACAUCGUGCAAGGCAAGUUGACACCUUUGGAGUUGAUGAUGGAAGACGGACUUUUGAAUCGCUACUACGAGCAGCUACCGCAGCUUUGCAACGGCUCUUACAAGCAUCUCCGAAAGAUUGUCGAGCUUUACUCUGUUGUGGAAUCCGGAGCCAAAGUAAUCGAGAUCGGUGGUGGAACUGGCGGAGCAACAUCCGUUGUUUUGGAUGCUUUCGCUGCGCGAUCGGAGCAAGAGUCAGGCGCUUCGCUACUGGGCCAUUACGACUUUACGGAUAUCUCUUCAGGGUUCUUUGGCGCAGCAAAGACCAAGUUUGCCACUUGGGAAGACAAGAUGGACUACUCCAAGCUCGACAUUGAGCAAGACCCGACCGAGCAGGGUUUCGCAGCCCAUAGUUACGAUCUUGUAGUUGCCUCACAUGUGCUUCAUGCGACACCGAGCCUGGAGCGCACCUUGUCGAACGUCAGAAAGCUGCUGCGACCAGGAGGCCAGCUCGUCUUGCUCGAAGGAAGCCAGGAUUCGCUCGACGUCCAGUUGAUCUUUGGAACUGUUGAGAGAUGGUGGUUGAGCGAAGAGCCUGAACGCCAAACAUGCCCUUACGUUAACCUGGGAGUAUGGGACAAGGCCCUGAAAGCCGCAGGCUUCACUGGCGUCGAGUUCGAGAUUGGAGACUGCGAGAACCCUGAAGUCCAGUUUACCAGCACCAUCUUGUCGCACGCCAAAACCCAGGAUCCAUUGUAUCCGUCUUCAAUUUCCAUUGUUGUACCGUCAGCUUCGGAACCUCAAGCCUGGUUGGAUCAAGUAUCCGGAACUGUGCAGCACGUUACUGGUUCAGCUCCCUCGGUAGAGACUCUCGAUGAAGUUGAGGCAGACAGUGACCGUCUGCUCAUCAUGGCGCUCGACCAUGGCACACCUUUCAUCGAUACCAUGGAUCGCGAUACAUUUGCGAAGCUCCGUAGUCUCCUGUUUCGGUCCAAGGGCAUUUUUUGGCUGAGCUUUGGUGGAGCUGUCGAUGAUGAACAUCCACGCUUUGCCCAGGUGACUGGUCUCUUGAGAACUCUGCGACGCGAAGAUCCAAGUACACGAUACGUUCGGCUGGCAUGCGAGCCACCCCAGCAAUCAUUACCAAUUGAGACCAUCCUGAUGCUUGCGCAUGUGUUCAAGCAAAGCUUUGAUUACAGCUCAUCUGAGAACAUCAACAUUGAUUGGGAAUAUUCCGCCAAAGACCAGAACUUGUACGUUCCCCGCAUCUAUCCGGAUUUUGAACAGGAUCGGGUUGCCAGCGGAGGCGCACAACCUCUACAGCUGCAGGAGUUCAGCUAUUCCGGAAAAUCACUCGUCCUACAACCACCAGGCAGCGGUACAUCUGGCGCAGAGUCCUGCUUUGUGGACAUAUCUGAUGCGGCGAAAGAUCUGCCGAGUGGAUUUGUUGAGAUCGAAGCGAAAGCCUUUGGGCUGAACAUUGUAGGGGCGAGUGAAGAGAACGAGUCGGCUGCGCAUGAGAGCAGUGGUAUCAUCAGGAACCUUGGCCCGGACACACGAGAUUCUGGACUUCGCGUUGGAGAUCGAGUGUGCGGUAUCUUCAAAGGACCUAUCAGCAACGCCGGUCGCGCUCACUGGACCAGCGUCGUCAAGGUUUCCGACAAAUUUACAUGGGAAGAAGCCGCGUCCACCCCAUAUGCAUAUUCGACCGCCUGCUUAGCCUUACGCGACAUCGCAAGACUUCAGAAGCAUGAGCGAGUGUUGUUACACUUUGAUACGGUAGGUGUUGGCCAGGCUGCUCUUGCACUGGCGGAGAACAUCGGAGCCGAGAUCUUCGUCACUUGUGGAACAAACGAAGAGCGUCGAGUUCUGCUGGAAAAUUACAACAUCGCUCCCAGCCAUAUCCUGCAGGGUGAAGCCGCCUCUCUCGUUUCUGCUAUCAAGUCUCAGACGAACAGCGAGGGAGUGGAUGUGACGCUAAGCUCGGUUACCGGGCCGUUGCUCAAAGCAUCUUGGGAGUGCACUGCACCAUUUGGUCGCUUCGUGCAGAUCGGUAAGGCUGAUACCGAGAAGGCAAAGUACCUUGACAUGUCACCCUUUGGCCGCGGAGUGUCCAUGACUGGUCUUGAUACCGUCCAGUACAGCGAGAUGAGAGGCGCCAUGUUUCACAGAGCAUUAGCCAACUCCAUCGAAUUGUUGCAGUACAAAGAAGCGAAACCCGCGACGCCAAUCAAGAUCUUCAAGCUGGCUGAGAUCCAUGAAGCGCUCCAGUAUGUCCGAGGUGGGAGCAACUUGGGUAGUGCUGUGAUCCUGCCACAGCCAGGUGACGAGGUUCAUGUCAUCCCGAAGGCUGAAACGUCGCUUGGCCUAGAAGCUCCGGACUCUACCUUCAUGAUCGUUGGAGGUCUUGGAGGUAUCGGACUUGCCACCGCUUCGUGGAUGUUGGAACAGGGGGUCAAGAACCUGUUGAUCGUUUCCCGCAAUGCUGUCGCUCAUCCGAAGGGAUUGGCGUUAGUUGAACAAGGGCAAGAGCACGGUUGCAACGUUCAUCUUCGCAACUGCGACAUUGCCGACGCAGGAGCGGUCUGUAGUCUCCUCGCAGACGUGAAAGCAGAGUUACCUCCGAUCCGUGGAGUUCUUCAGAUUGCUGCAAUUCUCGACGACACGGUCUUUGAAAGCAUGACCUUCGAGCAGUGGCAGAAGGCCAUUGGCCCCAAAGUCACUGGCACCUGGGCCCUUCACAACAACCUGCCCGACCUCGAAUUCUUCAUCACGACCUCUUCUGCCACUGCAGUUCUCGGCAACGUGUCACAGAGCAACUACACCGCUGGCGGUACGUUCCAAGACGCGAUUGCGCGAUACCGCACUUCCCUUGGCCUACCUGCUGUGACAAUUGAUCUUGGUCCUAUUGACGAUGUCGGAUAUGUCGCACAAGGUGGAGAUGUGGUGAAGAACCGCGUGGAGAAGGCCCUUGGCAUGAAAUGUCUUCCAAUUGCCCACGUAUUGCGACUAUUCGAGGAUGCAAUCAGGAACCCAAGUCGACGCCGGGCCGAAAACAGUCAGGUCAUUACGUGUAUCACUGGAUACAGCAAGUUGGUUGACGAUCCAGCGGUGAAGAACGACCGUCGAUUGGGAACCCUUCGACUGGGCGAUGACACAACGAUAGAAGCCUCAGCUCAGGGACAGUCUGAGUCCUCCAAGAACAUCGAUGGAUUGGUAUCUCAGUUGUCGGCACUGUCUGCGGGUGACAACAAGGCGAAGGAGGUUGUUACGGACCUGCUGGUAGCCAAGGUUGCCGACUUGUUCAAUCUGGAGACGAGCGCCAUUGACACUGCUGACGCGCUCACAAGCAUCGGCGUCGAUUCCCUGGUUGCUGUAGACUUCCGAAACUGGUUGGGUAGCGUUGUUAAAGCUAAACUCCCGUUCUUCACUGCUCGGUACCGCAAUUGCCUUGCGCUGUUGCUCCCUCUCACUCUUGUCAAUUGCCAAUUUCUGCCUUGCUCCAAGUUUUCGAACAUGACGCCAUCACCUUCCGAAGCCGCUGCAAAGGUUGCGCAAGUCGCUGCCGGCACCAACUCGUCCGCAAAGGUGUACAAGAGGGAGUCCAACACAGCUAGGGUCUUGGGUGCAGGAUGUGCGGGAAUCGCAGAGCUCAUGGUCUUCCAUCCGGUCGACACCACGGCGAAGCGGUUAAUGAGCAACAUUGGCAAGAUUGAGAACGCAGCACAUCUCAACAAGGUCGUCUUCAGAGACGCGGCCGGCGCGUCAGUCUCUGGGCGAUUCCUCUCACUGUUCCCCGGUCUCGGAUAUGCCGCCGCAUACAAGAUCCUUCAACGAGUAUACAAGUUCGGCGGACAGCCCUUCGUACGCGACUACCUUGCCCACAACCACGGUGACAGCUUCGACCGCGCAUUCGGCAAGGGCAACGGCAAAGCCAUCAUGCACGCGACUGCUGGUUCCAUAAUCGGUAUCGGUGAGAUUGUCCUCCUGCCGUUGGAUGUUCUCAAGAUCAAGCGACAAACCAACCCUGAGGCUUUCCGAGGCCGUGGGCUGUUCAAGAUCAUCUCCGACGAAGGGCUCGGGCUAUACCGUGGUUGGGGAUGGACGGCAGCACGUAACGCGCCAGGAUCAUUCGCAAUACUAACAUGCCCCCAGCUCUUCGGUGGUUCCGCUGUCGCCAAGGAGUACUUCUACAAACUCACCGACUACAACUCGGCAUCAUGGUCGCAAAACUUUGUCGCCUCCAUCGCCGGAGCCAGCGCAUCGCUCGUCGUCUCUGCCCCUCUCGAUGUCAUCAAGACGCGUAUCCAGAACAGGAACUUUGAGAACCCCGAGAGCGGCUUCAGGAUCGUGUCCAACAUGAUGAAGCACGAGGGAUUCACUUCCUUCUUCAAGGGACUGACGCCCAAGCUGCUCAUGACAGGACCCAAGCUCGUCUUCUCCUUCUGGUUGGCCCAAACACUGAUCCCUGCUUUCGGCAAAAUUAUAUACGACUACCUCUUCAAGCUCCUCCUCAUCGGUGACUCUGGUGUCGGAAAGUCGUGCCUGCUCCUUCGUUUCGCAGACGACACAUACACCGAGAGCUACAUCUCGACCAUCGGUGUCGACUUCAAAAUCCGAACGAUCGAGCUCGAUGGUAAGACGGUGAAGCUACAGAUCUGGGAUACCGCCGGCCAAGAGCGCUUCCGAACCAUCACAUCCUCGUACUACCGCGGCGCUCACGGCAUCUGCGUCGUCUACGAUGUCACCGACAUGGACUCCUUCAACAACGUAAAGCAGUGGCUGCAGGAGAUUGACCGAUACGCAACCGAGGGCGUCAACAAGCUGCUGGUGGGCAACAAGUCCGAUAUGGCGGACAAGAAGGUUGUCGAGUACACCGUAGCAAAGGAGUUCGCAGACAGCCUCGGCAUCCCCUUCCUUGAGACCUCCGCAAAGAGCGCCACCAACGUCGAGCAAGCUUUCCUUACCAUGGCCCGCCAGAUCAAGGAGCGCAUGGGUACCACAACCGCCAACACCAAGCCCACAGUUCCCAUCGGCCAGGGCCAGGGUGUUCAAAACGGAUCCGGCGGUGGUUGCUGCUAGAGAAAGAGGAAGAGUUGUUAUGUGUCGGAGAACGGACCGGUGUCUACGGAUGAGCAAUACACGGCGUAGGUGUUGAUCUCCUGCCUUUACGCCAUGCGAGGAUUGGUGCAGUACUACGAUAACGCGCACUGAUACAUGACCGUCAUGUCCCCCAUUCGUCACCAUCUCCACGUUUCCAUCCCGAAGUUGUGCUAGCAUGGCGACAUCCGAUCGCAUAGAAUGGGGGCUCUCGUUUGGAUUUCUGGGAUGGGCUGGUGUCUGCAUUACAAUUUGUGGUGGCCACUAGGUCUCUUCCCUUCGGUGUCUCAGGUGUUCUUUAAUAUGGGCAAUCAGACUUCAUCUUCUAGAUCCGUCGUGCAGGUUCCACAAACAAACUUGCGCUCUAGUGAUGUGAAGACG
Alternaria rosae is the source of this 10045-nucleotide messenger RNA. RefSeq names its product lovastatin nonaketide synthase. The record is from RefSeq and is a predicted model, not a curated record. Bases 221 to 9646 code for a protein of 3141 amino acids. Gene Ontology annotation, molecular function: GTPase activity; oxidoreductase activity; GTP binding. The transcript has 12 exons. Gene Ontology annotation, biological process: secondary metabolite biosynthetic process; fatty acid biosynthetic process. Lineage: Eukaryota; Fungi; Ascomycota; Dothideomycetes; Pleosporales; Pleosporaceae.